Molecule: messenger RNA, 3453 nt
Organism: Vitis vinifera (wine grape)
Lineage: Eukaryota; Viridiplantae; Streptophyta; Magnoliopsida; Vitales; Vitaceae
Exons: 17
Coding region: 153-3113 (986 amino acids)
Biological process (GO): DNA replication initiation; mitotic DNA replication checkpoint signaling; mitotic G2 DNA damage checkpoint signaling
Source: RefSeq, a predicted model, not a curated record
AAAAUCAUUCAGGGAAGCUCCGGAGGCCAAUAAAUGGGGAACGACCAUUUAGCCUUCCCGCCAUUAUUUAUCUCCAAAUUCAAAACUCCCAGCUCACUCCAGACUUCGAACCCUAACCCUAGUUUCAUCCAUCUCUCCCUGAUGUGAUCACGAUGAUGAUGGCGAAAUCGUUGAAGGGCGCGAAUGUGUUCAUGUCGCGGAACCUGGUCCCGCCGGAACUCUUUGAUUCGCUUCACGACGCUCUCAAGCUUAACGGCGCCGAUGUUUUCCUCUGCUGUGAUCCUUCGAGGAACGGCCCUAACGAUUACCACAUUAUCUCAUCUUCCGAUCACGAGAAAUUUGAGGAUCUUAGGGCUAAGGGUUGUAAUUUGCUCGGGCCACAAUGCGUGCUUUCAUGUGCAAAGGAACACAGGCCUCUUCCGAAACAAGGGUUCACUUGUUGCCUUGCGAUGGAUGGGGUUAAAGUCCUCGCGUCUGGUUUUGACAUGGAUGAGAAGGUUAAGAUUGGGAAGUUGGUGACUGCAAUGGGAGGUGUUUUGCAUACUAAAGCAUCUUCCGAUGUGAGCUUUGUGAUUGUGAAGAACGUUUUGGCUGCAAAGUACAAGUGGGCUUCUAACAUUCUCAAGAAACCAAUUGUUACUAUCAAUUGGUUACAUCAAUGCUGGACUGAGCACCGUGUGGUUCCUCAGGAGUCAUACAGGGUUCUUCCCUUUUCUGGAUUGACAAUUUGUGUUACUAAAAUUCCAGCAGAUGAACGCAAGGAGAUGGAAAUUCUUAUCAAACAAAAUGGGGGAAAAUAUUCUGCUGACCUUACCAGGAAUUGCACACAUUUAAUAACUGAUGCUCCUGAAGGUGACAAAUACAAGGUUGCCCGAAGAUGGGGCCAUAUCCAUAUUGUUACUCGGAAAUGGUUUGAUCAAUCUAUUGCUAGAAAAGCAUGUGUUAAUGAGGAGUCCUAUACUGUUCAGGGUGGUACUGCAUCUUCAAUCAACUCUGUAAGGACACAUUUGACAGCAUCACAAAGCCAAGACAAGAGUAAUGUAAAUUUCCAAUCUGCCUCAUCUUCAUUGGCUGCAGAUUCAAACUUGCAAGCUGUUCCAUGUAGUGGGAUUGGAGAUCCAGAUCUAGAAGCGACUCUUUCUCAGAACACAUGUUCUACGUUUUUGGAUGCUCCUAUUUUUAUCAAAGAGGGGGAAACCAGAGAGCCUGCCAUGCAGGAUAAGGAUGAAAAUAAGUUAGAUGGGCUUGUUGCUGAUGAUUCUCAAACUGAGGACAGUGACUUGUACUUAUCAGAUUGCAGGAUUUUACUUGUUGGUUUUGAAGCCUCUGAAAUGCGUAAGCUAGUAAAUAUGGUGCGCAGAGGUGGGGGCUCCCGGUAUAUGUCAUUCAAUGAAAAAUUGACUCACAUAGUUGUUGGAACUCCUUCAGAAGUUGAAAAAAAGGUUGUAAGGGGCCUUGCAGCUACAGGUGUCAUUUCUGUGGUAAGGACAAUCUGGCUUGAAGAUUGUGAUCAUGAAAAGAAAGAAGUUUCUGUACUUCGGAGGCAUAUUGCUCAUGAUUUGCUCCUUCCAAAAGAUUCUGCUUGCUUGAACAAAGGAGCAGUGGUAGGCAUUAUAAACCAGGGGAAAAGCUCUACAGUUGCAUCCAGCAUGCCAGCUGACCAGUCACUGGGAAGCAUGAACACUGGAUCUAGAAUGUUAUUGGAGAAAAGCAAGCAAAGAAUUCCGGAAGUUAAUGUGAAUUGGGACAACUUUCUAGAAGAAACAGCGAGGUCUGCUCAGCAAAGCAUGCCUUCCAUAAAUGAUAAAUAUAAGAAGACUCAACAGAAGAUGGAGCAAUAUUCCAACACUCUAAAUGUUAAGGAUGGGAAGGAAUCAAGAGUGUUUAAGGGGAAGCAGUUUCGCUUUUCACAUUCUUUUCCUGAAGAUAGAAGAGCUGAAAUUGUUCAGUGGGUAAAUCAAGGGGGAGGAGAUGUAGUGGAUGAUUGGUGCAAACAGAAUGUGCACUUCGUUGUUGAAUGUCAUGGUGCUUUGCUACCCAAGUCUGUCAAUGCCUCUCAAACUACUCAUGUGUCCAGUCACUGGAUUCGAUCUUGUUUAGAGGAUGGAUGCUUGCUGGACGUCAGCAGUCACAUUCUUUAUUCUCCCCUUCCCUGCCAGAUCCCUUUACCUGGAUUUGAAAAGCUUCGCUUCUGUGUUUCACAGUAUGAAGAGAAAGAUAGAUUGCUGUUAAGAAACUUGUGCUUUGUUCUUGGAGCUAAAUUUGUGGAGAAACUGACUAAAAAGGUCACCCAUUUGCUAUGUAAGUUCACUGGGGGCCCAAAAUAUGAGGCUGCUUGUAAAUGGGGAAUAAAAGCAGUUACAUCUGAAUGGAUUUAUGAGUGCAUCAAGCAGAACGGAGUUGUUUAUGUGGACUCAUUUUGUCCAAAAGAAAUUACUGCUCAUGACCGGCAAGCAGGAUUAUGCAUUAUGAGCCAGUAUCCUACACAAGCUGCUCAAAUGAUAUCUGCUGACAAGGGUUCCCAGUUACCAACUCAAUCUCAUGACCUUGGGGACAUACCGACUCAAUCUAUUUGUAAUAGAAGUGACAGAUUUAAUGAAGAGGCAAGACAUUCCAGUGUUCACGCAAAAAGAGCAAGGCUUUUGGAAGAUGAGAGUCAAAAGACUGUGCCUCCUUCUGGAGCACAAGACAUGGAUUUUAUCAGCAAGAUGAACUCUUCUGGAACCACCAUCACUGCAGUUACCGAAGAAACUUCUCAUGUUGUUCCUGAUGUUGCUGCUGCUAUUGAGGAUUUGUUAGAGCAAACUAGUAAGAUUCAUGAUCUCAAAUCACCAGGGAGGACUGGGUGUGAAAAACAUCUUUUCUCAUCUGAUUGUUCACCCCUUGGUCAAGAUCAUGCAGAUUCUCAUUCAUCUUUCGACUUAUCUAAGCACUGGUUAAACAGGAUUGAGAAAAAAGAUGAUAUUUGCAAUCCUCCUGGAGAUGUCAAGGCAAGCACUUACGAUGGCUUUAGUGAAACACAAACAGAGUCUCAGGUCGUUGGCUAUGAAGAAGACUUAUCUGGUCGGCAAAUGAUAAUAGACAGAGUUCGAACCAGAAGUAGCAUGUGUUGAAGUUCCAUUACAGAGAUUAGGAAAGGGUAAAGGAAAAGAUAACAGUACCAGCAAAGCUAGUGAAACAUAUUUCUGUGUAAUAUGCCCUCCUUUUGUAAUAUGCAUGGGGGCAGUUUGAGAUCUGGAAUGACAUUCAGGUGACAGAUGGGUAUGCUGUUCUUGUUUUACCUUUUUCUAAAGUUCUUUGCCAUGAUAAGUUACUUAAAAGGGUUAGUAUGGCGAGAUGAGGCAACAGUUCCACCUCUAUCGUUUGGGCAUACAUGUGUUUUCCUAAUUGUAAUUUGUAUCUUGAAGCAACCUCUUAAGAAGGAAGCCAUAAAAAUCAUUUCAUUUUUUGUAA